AAAGUUAAUUGUCAGUAGUGUAUCGAUGUCGUUUAGCUGGAGAAGUUCACGCAAACAUUACAUUAAACACAACUUAAUUGUUAAUAUUUUUUAUUAAAUUAAAUAAAACAAGAUUCGAGGAAAUACUACUACACAUUAAUACUUAACGAAUUAAUUGAUAUAGUAACUAACAUAAGUAGACACAUUGUGUUGUGAAUUGUUAAAUAAGUUUAUUGUAGUUUUUGGACAAAUUUCAAUGUCAAAGAGUGAGACCUUAAUUCAAUUCACCAACUGUCGUCUGGUGCGAAAUCAUCAAUUGAUUCGAGAUGACUUAUGGAUACGGAAUGGGCGUAUUGUUAAUCCAGAACCAAUAUUUUUCGACGAAAAAGCUUUCGCCCAUAAGAAAUAUGAUUGUAAAAAUGCUAUAAUUGCUGCCGGGUACAUUGACCUUCAAAUAAAUGGAGGUUAUGGUGUAGAUUUUUCAUUUGAUACCGAUACCGUAGAAGAAGGUAUCAAUAAAGUAGCAAAAGGUUUAAUUAAAAAUGGUGUGACAUCUUUCUGUCCGACUCUCGUCACUUCACCUCCAGAAACUUAUAGAAAAGUUAUACCACGUAUACCGAAGUCAACAAAUGGUGCGGGAAUUUUAGGACUUCAUUUAGAGGGUCCAUUUAUAAAUGCACAAAAGAAAGGUGCACAUCCUGAAGAUUGUAUAAGAGAUUUGGAUGAGGGAAUGAAGACUGUGAUUGAAGUAUAUGGUUCACUAGAUAAUGUUAAAAUUCUUACUAUGGCACCGGAAAAGGAUUCCAGUGGCGAAACAAUUAGAACACUUACCGAUAUGGGUAUAACGGUAGCUUGUGGACAUUCGAUGGGUAAUUUAAAGGAUGGAGAAAAUGCUGUCAAAAAUGGAGCGUCAUUAAUAACACAUCUUUUUAAUGCAAUGCUACCGUUUCAUCAUCGGGAUCCCGGCUUGGUUGGUCUUCUAGCGUCAAAUGAAAUUCCUGAUGGAACAACAGUUUAUUUUGGCCUAAUUUCCGAUGGAGUUCACACACAUCCCACUGCCAUGCGUAUCGCUUAUCGAACACAUCCUGAGGGUUUAAUUUUGGUUACCGAUGCCAUUUCAGCAUUAGGACUAGAAGAAGGAAUUCAUCGGAUUGGUCAACUAAAGAUGGAAGUAAGAGAUUCUAAAGCUUUUAUUGCCGGAACAAAUACUCUAUGUGGUAGCAUUGCACCCAUGGAUGAAUGUGUACGAAUUUUCAAAAAAUCUACAGGUUGCUCUACUGUUUAUGCAAUCGAAGCUGCUACAUUACAUCCAGCUAAAUGUAUAAAAAUAGAAAAUUCUAAGGGAACAUUGGGUUUUGAAACUGAUGCUGAUUUCAUUCUACUGGAUGACGAUUUAAAUGUUUUAUCUACUUGGAUUAAUGGAAAGUGUGUUUAUUGUAAUGAUGCCAUUCAAUUUGACUGUUGUUAAUAAUUUCCACUUUGUCAAAAUGCCUUAAUAUUUUUUAUGUAAUUUUUAAUAAAUUUGUAACAUGCAUUUAAUGCAA
This is a messenger RNA of Lucilia sericata (common green bottle fly), 1523 nucleotides long. Its product is annotated as N-acetylglucosamine-6-phosphate deacetylase. Bases 236 to 1447 code for a protein of 403 amino acids. Gene Ontology annotation, biological process: N-acetylglucosamine catabolic process. The record is from RefSeq and is a predicted model, not a curated record. Gene Ontology annotation, molecular function: N-acetylglucosamine-6-phosphate deacetylase activity. The transcript is spliced from 5 exons. Lineage: Eukaryota; Metazoa; Arthropoda; Insecta; Diptera; Calliphoridae.